This is a messenger RNA of Mytilus trossulus (common blue mussel), 1518 nucleotides long. RefSeq lists its product as uncharacterized. Gene Ontology annotation, biological process: regulation of transcription by RNA polymerase II; regulation of circadian rhythm; regulation of neurogenesis. Gene Ontology annotation, cellular component: nucleus. Gene Ontology annotation, molecular function: DNA-binding transcription factor activity, RNA polymerase II-specific; RNA polymerase II cis-regulatory region sequence-specific DNA binding; protein dimerization activity. The coding region runs from base 61 to 1518 and encodes 485 amino acids. The transcript is spliced from 6 exons. The record is from RefSeq and is a predicted model, not a curated record. NCBI's taxonomy places the organism in Eukaryota, Metazoa, Mollusca, Bivalvia, Mytilida, Mytilidae.
GUGGUCUUUAUUUACAAAAAUCAGUGGUCGUUGCUUGUCAUUGUAUCAGAUUUUAACAGAAUGGAUACAAGUGAAUUUUCAAUGUAUGACUCUCUCAUGGAUAAUCAUUCAGCAAAGAGAAUAAAGCUGGAUAAUGCAGAAAGGCCUUUGAACUUUACAAUAUCACCAGAUGAACGUGACAUACAGUCCGGGACAAAGACAAAAAUGCCAAGGGAUCCAAUGUCACACAGAAUCAUAGAGAAGAAGCGACGAGAUCGCAUGAAUAACUGCUUGGCAGAACUCAGUCGGCUUAUCCCAUCAAGUUAUUUGAAACAGGGUCAAGGUCGUAUUGAAAAGACAGAGAUUAUAGAAAUUGCAUCCAAGCUUAUUCGAAACUUGUUGAACUUGCAUAAUUUCAGAGAAAUGAUGGAGAAAGAGGUAUCGUCAGAUUGUGGUGAAACAAACCCAUGCCGUCAAGAACAGUUUUACAUGGGAUAUAAAAAAUGUCAAGAAGAAAUACUGCGAUAUUUAGUUGACACAAAUGGAGUGGAUAUUAAUGAUGACUUCUUUCAAGGAAUUAGAAUGUUUUUAGAUCAUAACAGUAAGAAACAUCUUAGUUUAUCUACAGUAAAAACUGCAUCUGAUAUCCAAGAUGAAAAUCCUAAUGAUUCUUUGAGGUCAGAAGCACCAAUUUCAAAUUCAAAGUCACAGAGAAAUCGUCAAAUGCUAAAAGGCAUGGGCAUUUCUGAAAACAGCAUCGCAAUGAUAAAACAGGAUGAACAUCUUUGUACCUUGCUGAAGCGAACAGAACAAACAUCUAGUCAAACAUCAAGUGGAACAUCAGGAUACAACAGCAUCAGAAGCCAGUCGUUAUCAGAUGGAAGCGUGUCAUGCAUUACAAUACAGUCUGUUCAUGGCGAUACAGCAGAGCAAGAUGAAAGUAACGAGUCAAGAGGCAGUGUAUGCUCCAGUCAAGAAAACUCAUUCAAAGGCACUAAUGGCAGCAAGGCUUAUUACCACAAGUCACAUGCUUACAAAUUCAAGCACAGUAUAACAAAACGGUUUUCUAAAGAAAGAAGUCCUUGGAAUCCAAAAUGUGAUAGAUCUUCAGAUUCAAUGGAGGAUGAAGAGGAAAAAGGAAAGCAACACAUAAUCAGCUAUAGUACUUCCAGCCCCAGCACUGAAUACAGUCAAUACUUAGGAUCUGAAAAUUGUUCUACAAAUAGUUAUUGCAGGAAAAGUAAAAUUCCAUGCUAUCAGAAUGAUUUAGUAAAGGAUGGCCAUUGUGAUUCAAAUCAAGGACCGUUACCUGGCUUUGUACUUCAUCCUCUUGGAACACAUUAUGUUCCCGUAACAAUACCUCCUACAUAUUUCAAUAGUGUGUUUAAAAACGAUACCAAGGAAUCUACAGCAUAUCAUCCAAUUAGUAUCCCUGUGAAUUUUUGUGGUCCAAGUGUUGCAAUACAUUCACAGGCAGAACAGCAUCUCAUAUGUGUCUCAGAAGGACAGAAAGAGGAAAGAUGCAUUGGAAGUUCAUAG